Prorocentrum cordatum is the source of this 306-nucleotide messenger RNA. The record is from the annotation of a GenBank genome assembly. NCBI's taxonomy places the organism in Eukaryota, Dinophyceae, Prorocentrales, Prorocentraceae.
AUGGAACCCGCGUUUAAGAAGAUGGCGUGGCCAGAGGCGACAGCCCCCGCGAAUUUCUGGAGACGGCAGCGGCCAGCGAUCGCGGCCAUGCGGGUGUUGUGGCUGAGGACCUUGGGACUCAUGCGAGCGUCGGCUGCGACGGCGACGAUGACGACGGCGGCGACGGCGGAGACGGCCGCGACGCAGACCACGACGCCGCAGACGUCGACGACGGCGACGGGGACGGCGGCGGCGACGGUUGCCGAGGACCUUGAGACACCUAUGGGAUACGCGGAAGAUAUCGAUGGCCGCCGGGGGGCUGGAUAA